CCAAUUUAUAGGGCACCAGAAUGAGCACUAAAAAGUCUCCUGAGGAACUGAAGAGGAUUUUUGAAAAAUAUGCAGCCAAAGAAGGUGAUCCAGACCAGUUGUCAAAGGAUGAACUGAAGCUAUUAAUUCAGGCUGAAUUCCCCAGUUUACUCAAAGGUCCAAACACUCUAGAUGAUCUCUUUCAAGAACUGGACAAGAAUGGAGAUGGAGAAGUUAGUUUUGAAGAAUUCCAAGUAUUAGUAAAACAGAUAUCCCAGUGAAGGAGAAAACUAAAUAGAACCCUGAGCACUGAAGGAAGAGCACCUGUGCUGUGGUUUUAUCCUAUGUGGAAUCCCCCAAAGUCUCUGGUUUAAUUAUUUGCAAUUAUAAUGAUCUGGCUGUGAGGUUCAGUUAUUAUUAAUAAAGAAAUUA
Molecule: messenger RNA, 411 nt
Organism: Macaca mulatta (Rhesus monkey)
Lineage: Eukaryota; Metazoa; Chordata; Mammalia; Primates; Cercopithecidae
Gene: S100G
Product: S100 calcium binding protein G
Cellular component (GO): cytoplasm
Molecular function (GO): transition metal ion binding; calcium ion binding; calcium-dependent protein binding
Source: RefSeq, a predicted model, not a curated record